Molecule: messenger RNA, 1251 nt
Organism: Spodoptera exigua (beet armyworm)
Lineage: Eukaryota; Metazoa; Arthropoda; Insecta; Lepidoptera; Noctuidae
Source: the annotation of a GenBank genome assembly
CAAAGCAAACGUGACGCAACUCCUCAAAAUGAACAAAAUUCUUAUUAGACUAGUGAUUCUUUCAACCAUCGGAGUUCUGAGUCAAACUUCAUGGAACAACAUCCCAGAAGAUGCUACGAUGACCUUCACUCAGCUAGCUAACAAGUAUGGCUACAAAGCUGAAGAACAUGACGUCAUCUCUGGGGGCGGGUAUAUCCUGACGCUGUUCCAUAUCCCUGGAGACAGACAUCGGCCGGUACUCCUCAUUCACGGCGCCCUCGACUCCGCUGACAGCUUCAUAAUGCGGGGCAACACGUCACUCGUCAUCGCGUUAGCAAGAGACAAGUACGACGUGUGGGUCAUGAACUACCGAGGGAACAAAUACGCGCGGCGACACACCACCUUGGACCCCGACUCUAACAACGAGUUCUGGGACUUCAGUCUCCAGGAAAUAGGAUACUAUGACAUACCAGCUAACAUAGACUAUGUUCUGAAGAAAACUGGUGAAGAAAGAUUAAGUGUGAUCGGAUUCUCACAGGGGACUGUGUCUACGUACCUUCUAGGAGCGACACGGCCCGAAUACAACGAUAAGAUUAAGAUCUUCAUAUCGCUGGCUCCUGUCUGUUUCCUACAAAACACGAAGCCUCUAAUGUCGGUAGUCCUAAACCUCGCACCGUUACUGAACGUCGCACUGGAAUCGAUCAACACCAACGAAUUAUUUGGUCAAAAUACUACGUUACGUGCUUUACUUAACGAAGUGUGCUCUCCGAAAGUUGGUUACGAAGUGUGUUUGGUAAACGGACUGUUCCAUCUGACCGGCGCUGAUGUUAAUGAAAUAGAGCCAGAGUUUUACCCUGUCGUCUUAGGACACUUCCCGGCCGGAACGUCGAGGAAGAACCUGAACCAUUUUGUGCAGAUAAGUUCGAGCGGGAAGUUUAGGGACUACGACUACGGUAUGUUGAAGAACAUGGAAAAGUACAAGAGGCUGACACCCCCCAAAUAUGACUUGAGCAAAGUGACUAUGAAGGUUGCAUUGAUUGCAGCCAAGAACGACAAGAUAUCCACGCUCGAGGAUGUUGAGCUUAUAAGGAAAGAGUUGCCGAAUGUAGUGGACUAUACGGUGAUGAAGAGUGAUUUGUUUAACCACGUGGACUAUAUUUGGGGCAGGACUGCAUACAAGACAUUGUUCCCACAUAUAUUCCGGCUUUUAAACAAAUAUAAUAAAUGAUGUUUAGUGUUGUUAGACUGCUGAAGUGUUGAACUUUGUUUGUG